UUCACAACAUAGACAAUAUUUUUUUCGACCCUUGUAUGUCCCACUCGUUGUUAUUAUAUUUCAGUGGUUCUACUUUUUAGCCUAUGACUUGGGUGUAUUAAUUAGCCUUAACAUACUUAGCUGUCGCAGGUGUGAAUGGGGCUCAAAGGGUAAAGGCACUGUCUUGAGGGAGGUUAUCUUUGCCACGCGCAGGAUCUUCGGAUAGUGAGUUACACCACCAACUAUCAAAGUGCAGAAACCUGUCGCAGUGAUAGCGAGCAGUAGGCUAUUUCUUCUUAUUUCUAAAAGCGAGUUAUUCAGGGGGGCUGCUGCAUCGAUUUUACAGUUACAAAGAUAACCAACUGAAACGGGGCUUACGCCAACGGUGUAUGGAACUGCUGUAGGUAAUGAAAUGACAUACUUUCUCACUUUUUCCCCACUGCUCCUGAGCGUCCUGUUGCUACUGCUCAGUGGCAUCAUCACACCUGCAUACACAGAUGAUGUGUGUAGCUGCACCGGAAAGUCCAGGUGUCACUGUGAUGGAGUAAAAGGCAGUAAGGGUGAGCCUGGGUAUCCAGGUUAUGAUGGGUUGCCAGGAGUGGUUGGUUAUCCAGGUUCUGAAGGUAAUCCUGGACCUUUUGGCCCUAAGGGAAAUCUUGGCUUUCCUGGAUUGUCAGGACCCAAAGGCUCACGGGGUCUCUCUGGGAAACCUGGGUUCUCUGGACCACCUGGGCAGCCAGGAAUCCCAGGAAAUGAAGGACCAAUGGGGCCAUCAGGAACCCCAGGAUGCAAUGGGACGAAGGGGGACAGUGGAUACCCAGGGUUACCUGGGGUGCCGGGACCUGUUGGAUUACCAGGUGUUCAUGGAUUGCCAGGAUUUAAGGGAGACUCCUACUACUUCCCACCCGCUGCUGAGGUUGAUGGACAUCUUGGACCACAAGGGAGAGAUGGUGUCAAGGGUCAGCGAGGGUUACCUGGACGGCCGGGUCUUCCUGGGCUGGAGGGACCGAGCGGGACUCCAGGAUUACCUGGGUUAACAGGUGUACAGGGAGAGAAGGGCCAGGAAGGUCCAAGCCCUGUAAUUCCAGGCCCAAGAGGUCAAAAGGGUGACCAAGGCCCUCCCGGGAUACCUGGACAGAAGGGCAUAAAGCUGUAUGCAGAGGGACCCAAGGAACUGAAGGGGGAGCCAGGUGAUACAGGAGAGAAGGGGUGUACAGGCCAGCAUGGUCUCCCUGGGCGUCGUGGAUAUAAAGGGAACAAAGGCGACCAAGGAGAACCUGGGGCUCUGGGGAAACCUGGGAAAGAUGGGGACCCUGGGACCUAUGGAAUUCAGGGUGAGAAAGCUGAUGUGGGCUACCAGGGACCUCCUGGAACAGAAGGUUCAAUGGGUGACAAAGGUGACCGCGGACCCACAGGUCCUCCAGGGGAUUUGAUUCAGAUCAAUGGGAGAAUCAAAGGCUUGCAGGGUUUUCCUGGGCCCCUCGGACCCCCUGGCUAUAGUGGUAAUCAAGGUGUGAUUGGUUUUCCUGGAAUGAAGGGGGAACCAGGGUUGUCUUUCCCUGGUGCCCCUGGGAAUCCUGGUCCCCCUGGUUUAGCUGGGGAUAAAGGGGAGAGGGGGGAGCCUGCCCCCUACAUAAUUGGCCCCCCUGGACCCACUGGCCCCCCUGGAAACGAUGGCCCCAUAGGUGACCGUGGUCCCCCUGGAAUUCCAGAUCUGUUGAGAGGCAACCCUGGACCACCCGGUCCUAAAGGCAUCAAAGGCAUCCCAGGACAACCAGGAGAUAGAGGCGGGUUCGGAGAAACAGGUGAGAAGGGUGAUGUCUGUCGACUCUGCAUGCCCACUAAUGUGAGCCCUGGACCACCAGGACCUGCCGGAGAGCCUGGUAGGCCUGGAGAUACAGGUCGAGAUGGUGAUCCUGGAUCCAAGGGAUCUAGAGGAGUCAAAGGUCUUGGAGGUCCACCAGGUCCACAGGGUCCCUAUGGUUUACCAGGUGUGCCAGGUUCUACAGGACCCACGGGGGACAAAAGUCCCAUGUCCCCAGGAGACAGGGGGCCUGUUGGCUCACCUGGGGCUCCAGGAGUUCCUGGGAGCGAUGGGACUGACGGGGUCGCUGGAUACCCAGGACAGAAAGGCCAGCCUGGGCUAAAGGGCAACCCUGGACCUCCGGGGCCCAAGGGUGAUCGGGGCGAUGCCGGCUCUCAGGGUAUAGGUGGACGGACAGGCCAGAUGGGGACUCAGGGCCCCCCAGGUGUGGGGCCCCCAGGGGGCCCUGGACAGAAGGGCAACCUGGGAGUGCAAGGCCUGCGAGGGAGACCUGGAGAUCCAGGAGAGAAAGGCUCAGCGGGUGAGACGAUAACAACCACAGGAGACCCAGGACUGAAGGGAGAGAAGGGUCAUCAAGGCAACCCAGGACCUUCAGGGAAUCCUGGUAUAAAUGGCUAUCCUGGCUUCCCUGGCAAUUUCGGCGCCAAGGGGGAUAGAGGUCUGUCUGUCCGGGGCCCUCCUGGAAACACUGGGCCUAAAGGUGAGAAGGGCCAGCCGGGGGUUGCUGGUGCCCCAGGGAUUGGUAGUAUGGGACGACCAGGACCAUCCGGAGCUCCCGGGAUGCCAGGCCCUAAGGGUGAUUUCAGACCAGGGCUCCCAGGGCUGCCAGGUAGACCAGGCCCCCCAGGGGAGGAUGGUUCUCUGGGGCUGACUGGAGACUCUGGUCUGCCUGGGCUUGGUAGAUCGCCUGGCCUACCAGGAAGAGAUGGUCCACAGGGAGACAGAGGCAGUAAAGGUGCUGAGGGCUUGCCUGGUCUGCCUGGGGUUGCUGGGGAGUGUACUCUAGGCAUUCCAGGCACUCCGGGGGCUGUAGGUCUCAAAGGAAUCAUUGGCUUAACAGGGACCAGAGGACAGAAGGGGGUACAGGGCGAUUCAGGUCUGCCUGGCAGAGGGGCCCCAGGAUUGAUUGGGCCGUUUGGACGGCCCGGGUUUGAUGGACCCCCGGGACCUGGGGGGGCUGCCGGCCUGAAUGGAUUCAGAGGAAGAGAUGGUGUACCUGGGGUACCAGGCCUGAGAGGAGACAUGGGGCCAUCAGGAGCGUGUGGUACACCAGGACCAGACGGAGGCCCAGGACCAGGGGGACGACUUGGCCCUAAAGGUCUGAUGGGUGCUGAUGGGGUGAAGGGCCGUGUAGGAGCCAGGGGACCUGUGGGAGAUUCUGGGGCUCCUGGAGAUAUUGGAGUCACAACAUACAUCGAGGUCCCUGGGGACCCUGGGGACCCAGGACCUACAGCUCUAAGCGGCUUAACAGGUGCCAAAGGAGAUCUAGGUGUGAUAGGGCACAAUGGAGCCAGUGGCAAGGAUGGGAUUCCCGGGAGCGCCGGGCCGCAAGGUGCUGUUGGCGACCCAGGCAGAGAUGGCCAGAAAGGAAGUCCUGGUUUCAAUGGAAAUCCUGGAGUCGCAGGAGAUAUGGGUGUGCCAGGUGUAAAGGGUGAGAAAGGGGGAACAGGAGGUCGUGGAGAGCCUGGUUCAUCGGGAAGACCAGGUCCAAAUGGAGUAAAUGGAGUGAAAGGAGAGCCCAGCCUCCCUGGACCAGGAGCUAAAGGACGACAAGGAGAAAAGGGAGUGCCAGGGUUUCCAGGUUUUCCAGGAGAGAAGGGGGAGAUGGGUGUAGCAGGGAGGUUCGGAACCCUGGGGGCCAUCGGCCCCACAGGACCCAAGGGAAGAGAAGGACUACAGGGAUCACGAGGACCUCCGGGACCAGCCGGGGAGAAGGGCAUUAAUGGUCUCCCAGGCAAUGCUGGCUGUCAUGGCCAGAAUGGCCUGCAAGGGAGCCCAGGAUUGGCUGGUGACCCAGGGACUGCAGGCCCCAGAGGUUCCCAGGGUAGAGACGGCAUCCCUGGCCCAGCAGGAGAGAAAGGAGACAUGGGAGCCCCUGGCAUUGGACCAAAAGGCACAGACGGAAAGACGGGCCAAUCUGGACUUAAGGGGGAUGUGGGGAUACCUGGCCGCUUUGGCCCUCCUGGUCCCUCAGGGCUUUUGGGGGACAUUGGACCUCCAGGCCCCCCUGGUCCUAUGGGACUGUCUGGAAGUCCUGGCCGGGAUGGAAUGUGCUUUGAAGGGCUAAAAGGAGACCGUGGACAAAAUGGUGUCCCUGGACCCCAAGGUAUGCAGGGGCCACGGGGACCUCCUGGUCCACCAGGACCUGGCUUUAAAGGAGAUAAAGGGAACAAAGGUGCCAUGGGUCUCCUGGGUACGCCUGGGUACAGAGGAGACACAGGGGUACAGGGCAGACCGGGUAAUGAUGGCAGACCAGGUGGUUUGGGAGUCAAAGGGGAGAUGGGACAGUUAGGAGACAUCGGACCAAACGGUCAGAAAGGAGAUGCAGGACCUGCAGGACCUGUAGGUUGCCUUGGACAGAAAGGGCAGUCUGGAGCACCAGGGCCUAAGGGGAAAGAUGAUCUCACCAUGGUGGUACUGAUCCCCGGAGAACAGGGGCUGCCUGGUGACCUGGGGGGCAGAGGAGAGCCUGGACCCACAGGAGCUCAGGGACGCAACGGACCACCAGGACUCCCAGGUCCAAAAGGUGUCUUGGGCCUAGAUGGGCCAAUAGGACUGCCUGGAUUCCAGGCAGCCAAGGGAGACAGAGGGUUCCCUGGACCACAAGGUAUCCAAGGUGAGCAGGGGACUCCAGGAGCCAAAGGCCCCCGGGGCUCUCCAGGUCCUUACUUUGCCGGGCCAAUAGAGGACGGCUUCCUAUUCACCCGUCACAGCCAGAGGCAGAAUGUGCCCCAGUGCCCAGGGGGCAGCAACUUCAUCUACUCCGGAUACUCCCUCCUCUUCAUCAACGGCAACAACAGAGGUCAUGGCCAGGAUCUGGGUACACUGGGAAGCUGCCUGCCUCGUUUCUCUACCAUGCCCUUCUUAUUCUGCAACACGGACAGCACGUGCCGCUACGCCUCCCGUAACGACUACUCCUACUGGCUGUCCACGGAUGAGGCCAUGCCAAGCGACAUGGCCCUCAUCUCUGGUGGUUCACUGGAGAGCUAUGUCAGCAGGUGUGCAGUGUGUGAGACCAAAGCAAACAUCAUCGCUGUUCACAGUCAGACCAACCAGAUCCCUGUUUGUCCACGCGGCUGGCUCUCUCUCUGGGCUGGCUACUCUUUUGUCAUGCAAACAGGGGCUGGAGCGGAGGGCUCUGGCCAGCCCCUGGCCUCUCCGGGCUCCUGCCUAGAAGAGUUCCGGAAGAUUCCCUUCAUUGAGUGCCAUGGGCGAGGGACAUGCAACUACUACACUGACUCCUACAGUUACUGGCUGGCCUCCCUGGACCCCGAAAACAUGUUCAGUAAACCCAGGCCUCAGACAGUGAAGGGAGACUGCCCGGGUAGUAUAGUCAGUCGUUGUCAGGUCUGUAUGAAGCAGUGGCAGCGACCCUAAGAGCUAAAGAACUGAUGGGGAAUGAACUGGAGAUGCACCUCCCACUAUCAGCCACUGUAGGGCAACAACGAGACUGAUUAAUUCUUGCAUUUCAAUCAUGGUGCUUCCUGGGAGACCAAAGGAUGUCUCAGUUCUUACAAGUGCUGAUCCUCGUUUCCAUGUUUCCUCCCCUCCAGUCCUCUCCUCGCCUCACUUUGACGUUUUCAGCAAGGGAAGGACAGAAGGAGAGCGCACAAGGAAACUAGGAAAUACUAUUGAGAUGCAACCCAGUAGUGGCCUCUGCUCAAUCUGACGUAUUGUUCUCAGUUUUACGGCUUGUCUGUAUUUUGUUUGUAUUGUUGGACUGUUUUACGGUAGAUGGUCAGUGUGAUCCAGGGCUAGAUUCAAUCAGUUCAGCAUUAAGCCGUGAUAACCGACAACUGCUUAGCAUAAUCAUGCGAUGACAGAGGUGUAACUGCGUUGGAGCCGAUGGCACUAUCAAAUUAAUGUUUUUUGAUAGCUCCAAAAGUUAAUAUGUUGUCACAUGUGCUAGCAAAGCAGAGGUCCUGGGUUUAAGCCUCAGUGUGAGACAAAUCAGGAGGAAGUGGUUCUUGCUAAUCAAGCAGUGUGAUGUCAGUAGCAGUGGUGGCGUGACCCGGAUGCACAGUUGGGCUUAGGUCGACAGCUGGGGUCACUCUCUUUCAAGCGAGUUUAGAAGGGUUGAGGUUGGAAGUUUACAUGCACUUAGGAUGGAGUCAUUAAAACUUUUUUUCAACCACUCCACACAUUUCUUGUUAACAAACUAUAGUUUUGGCAUCUACUUUGUGCAUGACACAAGUAAUUUUUCCAACAAUUGUUUACAGACAGAUUAUUUCACUUAUUAUUUCAUUGUAUCACAAUUCCAGUGGGGCAGAAGUUUACAUACACUAAGUUGACAUUUCAAAAAAAUGUCAUGGCUUUAGAAGCUUCUGAUUGGCUAAUUGACACAGGUGUACCUGUGGAUGUAUUUCAAGGCCUACCUUCAAACUCAGUGCCUCUUUGCUUGAAAUCAUGGGAAAAUCUAAAUAAAUCAGCCAAGACCUCAGAAAAAAUUUGUGUAGACCUCCACAAGUCUGGUUCAUCCUUGGGAGCAAUUUCCAAACGCCUGAAUGGUACAUUCAUACGUUCAUCUGUACAAUAAUUCUGAAAAAGCUGAAAAAGCUAUCAUGAAUCCUUCAUACAUCAAAAAGUGCAAAUCAAUCCCAGAACAACAGCAAAGGACCUUGUGAAGAUCUUGGAGGAAACAGCUACAAAAGUAUCUAUAUCCACAGUAAAACAAGUCCUAUAUCGACAUAACCUGAAAGGCCGCUCAGCAAGGAAGAAGCCACUGCUCCAAAACCGCCAUAAAAAGCAAGACUACGGAUUGCAAUUGCACAUGGGGACAAAGAUCGUACUAUUUGGAGAAAUGUCCUCUUGUCUGAUGGAACAAAAAUAGCAGGAUGAAUUCUGAAGUGUUUAGGGCUAUAUUAUCUGCUCAGAUUCAGCAAAAUGCUUCAGAACUCAUUGGACGGCACUUCACAGUGCAGAUGGACAAUGACCCGAAGCAUACUGCGAAAGCAACCCAACACUUUUUUAAGUCAAAGAAGUGGAAUGUUCUGCAAUGGCCAUGUCAAUCACCUGACCUGAAUCCAUGCAUGUCACUUGCUGAAGGCAAAACACCCCAAGAACAAGCAGGAACUGGAAACAGUAAAGGCCUGGCAGAGCAUCACCACAGAAGAAACACAGCAUCUGGUGAUGUCUAUGGGUUCCAGAAUUCAGGCAACCAAGUAUUAAAACUCACAAUUUAAGUUAUGAUUGUUAGUUUGUCCAGUUACUUUUGAGCCCCUAAAAUUGGGGGGCUAUGCAUAAAAAUGCCUACACGGUUCAUACAAUAAUUUUGACAAAACCCUUAAACUAAAUAUGAAAUCAAAUCAAAUCAAAUCAAAUUUAUUUAUAUAGCCCUUCGUACAUCAGCUGAUAUCUCAAAGUGCUGUACAGAAACCCAGCCUAAAACCCCAAACAGCAAGCAAUGCAGGUGUAGAAGCACGGUGGCUAGGAAAAACUCCCUAGAAAGGCCAAUACCUAGGAAGAAACCUAGAGAGGAACCAGGCUAUGUGGGGUGGCCAGUCCUCUUCUGGCUGUGCCGGGUGGAGAUUAUAACAGAACAUGGCCAAGAUGUUCAAAUGUUCAUAAAUGACCAGCAUGGUCGAAUAAUAAUAAGGCAGAACAGUUGAAACUGGAGCAGCAGCACAGUCAGGUGGAAGUUGAAACUGGAGCAGCAGCAUGGCCAGAAAGACUACACUUAAAGCACAUAUUGAUUGUUUCCUUUCAAAUCCAUUGAGGUGGCGUACAGAGCCAAAAUGAUGCAAAUUGUGUCACUGUCACUGGGCGGCAGUGUAGCCUAGUGGUUAGAGCAUUGGACUAGUAACUUACUAGCAUUGGACUAGUAACUGAAAGGUUGCAAGUUCAAAUCCCCGAGCUGACAAGGUACAAAAUCUGUCGUUCUGCCCUUGAACAGGCAGUUAACCCACUGUUCCUAGGCUGUCAUUGAAAAUAAGAAUUUGUUCUUAACUGACUUGCCUAGUAAAAUAAAGGUAAAAUAAAAAUACCUGACUUGAUUAUAUAAAUAAUGACACUCAAAAAUCAUUCAACAAAAUAAUAAGGAUUUAUAUCAGCCUUAUCAAGGUCUGGAUUCACACUUUCCAGUGUUUGAACUUGUAAUGGCAUGGGAUGUUUACUAAUGCGACUUGGUGUCUAAUGUUGGGAGCAGCUUGUGGAUUUGACAGCUCCAAUGCAAUUACACCACCGACAUGGCCCUAAACAAAACAAAUUAUAUGCUAUGCAGUUGUUGAAUAUUGUGGGUUAAUGCUGAACUGAUUGAAUCUAGGCCCCAGUCUUUUUUAUACAUUUGAAUGGAAAGUUAACUGCCUGACAAAGUUUCUGACUGCCUGAUGACUCUUGUUGGAUGCUAUGUAACAAGGAGGAGGAAUGCUGUCUUCACACAAAAGUCAAAAAUAAUACUAAUUGUGUUGUGCAAAAGUAAACAAAAAGUACACAAAAAAAAGAUCUAAAAUAAUCCACAAUUCAUGGUGCAAAAGUGAAACAUGCUUUUAAAAAAGUGAUCAUCUUUUGCAACUUUCCCUCUUUCACAAAUAUGAAUUUCCCUCUGAAUCCAGAGAUGUUUUGCAGUGUGCAUAGCCUCUCCUUCACCUUACUGCAACUACUGCUCCAUACCUACAGCAUGCUGACUGAACACAUUUUGGCUGGGCAGAAACAACUUUUUCUCAUGACUGGAUACACAUUUGAAUGAAAAGUUAAGAUUGAAUUCCACCACUUUUAAACCUCAUAUUCAUUAUCUCCAGCACCAUACCACAUAUGUGCAAACGGCACGUUUUACGGUCUGUAGUAAAAUUAUAAGAAGAAAAGGUCCUAAGAAAGUGCCACAUGAUGAUGUCAUCAACAGUAAAAAGUAAUAAUGUUGUUGUAAAUAAUGAAUAUACGUUUAAAAAGUGGUGGAAUUCCACUUUAACUGUCAGGCCAGUUACCUGAUGGCCUGUUUGUUUGUUGAAUGUUAUGUUGUCCAUUGGGUGCUAUGAGUAUGCUAGCAAUCUGGUAGAAGAUUGGUACCUUAUUGGGGGUACCUUACCCCCAAAAGCUAAUCUUAACCAUUAGGGGGAUGAAAGAAGAUGAUCAGUCAGUUACAGAUCAGCCGUUAAGGCCAGACAGCUGAACUAGGAUCAGUUUUGAUAUCUGCAAUUGAGUUUUGAGGGAAAAGCAUUAUCAUUUCACUUAAAGCCAGCAAGUAUAAUGCACUGUCAUAAAAAAUAUAUGAUACUCUGACAAUAUCUUAGUAGCAUCUCAGUGAUCCUGAGUUAUUAACAAUAUUUUUGAGUCACAUAGAAAGAUUGAACAGAUUUAUCUGUAUAAAAGAUUGAGAGCCAAUACAUGCUUAUAAAAAGUCAUAAUGCAUUAUACCGACAUAAGUAAAGUAUUACCAAAAAAGCAUUUAGCAAUGAAACGUGUCGCUCAUAUCACUAGAUCUGAUUUCAUUAGAAGUUCUUAGUAACUUUAUCUUACAUUUGUAAACACUGUAGUUGGUUGAAUACUGCUGUAUACCCACAAUGGACAUGGAGCAAUUAUGUUGUAAUAAUCACUUUGUCAGGGAGAUAUUGAAUAAUAUGAUUAAGCAUUUGUUAACAUGCUCUCAACUUGGCCCUUUAAAAAUAUUGAGCUUAAGUGUAGUAUUUAUAUGGAGAGAUACAGUUAUCAUUAUUUCACUGUCCAUUGGCGUGUUGCAAAAAAUUCAAUUUAGACUCUUUCUAUGUAUUCUUUCCGAUGGAACCAUGGCCACUGGUGUUGAUCACUUUUAAUACCAAAGUGAGUAGGCUAUGCAUUUCCAAUUUAUCUGUACAAUAAUAUCACCUUGGUUUCCUUAUAGCUUUCCAAUGUUGUGCCUUGCCUCCAGCCUUUUAACUGACAUAGUGUACCAAGUGCUUCCUUGCUUUUCAAACAAAAUAUUGUACUGUACUUGACACAAACAUAAGCAAUUCAGAUAAAUACCCAGAAAAGUGUUGUCUUAAUGAAUUUGUGGAUACUGUUGCACUCUUUUGUAUAACCUAUGUACUUCAUUAACAUUGUGUUCCGAUGCUCAUUUCUGUGUGGUGAAUGUUGUCAGCCUUGAGUUGAAUGGUUUUCUGUUCCAGGAGGUGCUAAAUUAACACAAAGGUACAGGAAUGACUUAACUUUCUGCCAUACUACUGUGUAUAUCAUCUACUGUAUCAUCUUAAUUUAUCUCAGCCAGAAGCAUAGGGGUAUGAUAACUUAAACUGCCAUGUAUAACUGCGCAUGGAAAUUAACUCAAAGGUCGCUCUUGUUACUCUGUAUUGCAAGCAGCAGCCACAUGUAUUAAACAAAUAAGAGUUUCAGACCCCAUUGCAUGCCCAAUGGUUUUCCCUCAAUGGUUCUAAUGAACCUAAACCGUUCAGAAUGGAAUCUGCCUGGGUUCAUCACACCUGUCUGUGUGUUUUCUAUGCAUGCUUGCGUGCUGUGGUGGAAAUUAUUUCUGCAUGUGAAAGACAAGCCUGGCUUCUCCCCUCUCUGGGUACCAGGUGACUGAGCCCCGCUGAGGGAGGAAGUGCAACUGCCAACACCAGAGUCCAAAGGGAUACAUUCUAAUAACAAGCAUAUCAUAUAAGUAUAUUAUCCGGAUAAGACAUCUUAAUUAUCUAUGUUAUCUAACUAAUUCUGAUUAUUCCGCCACAGUGCGAUUGUCCGUGUGUGUGUGCGUGCAUGUGGGUCCGAUGCAAAUGUUCUGUGCCGUUGAAAUGCUGCAACCCAUAAAUGUAAUUUACAUGUCCUUUUAACAAGCCUCAAGCUCUGCUAUACCAUUAAUCAUACAGUUGUACAGUUAAUCUGUAAUUUCCAAGCUCAAUAGUGUAGUUGUAACACAGUUAGAGAAAUGUAAGUAGGCAUGACAAUAUUGAAUUGUAAUAAAUGAGUGUUCAUUUUUCGCUGCUAGUUUA
Messenger RNA from Oncorhynchus kisutch (coho salmon), 10920 nucleotides. It is a transcript of the gene col4a3, whose product is annotated as collagen, type IV, alpha 3. The record is from RefSeq and is a predicted model, not a curated record. Lineage: Eukaryota; Metazoa; Chordata; Actinopteri; Salmoniformes; Salmonidae. The transcript is spliced from 52 exons. Gene Ontology annotation, molecular function: extracellular matrix structural constituent conferring tensile strength. Gene Ontology annotation, biological process: extracellular matrix organization. The coding region runs from base 392 to 5401 and encodes 1669 amino acids. Gene Ontology annotation, cellular component: collagen trimer.